UGCCAGUUUAUUUUCUUGGGGGCUGUGUACAGCUCAUCGCUAAAGGAAACAGCUUUAUUUCCAGGAGAGAGGCAGGCGGGUGUUAAAACCCUGUUAAUCGGCUCAAGAUAAUUUGCUACGGAGGAGAAAAAAAAAAAAAAAAAAGAAGAAAGAAUUAGCUUAAAUCUACCCGGCUUUGAACCAGAGCUAGAAAAACAGAACGAGCAGGAAUUGGCAGUGAUGCAAUGCAGACAAUCUGCGGAAAAAUGAUUCUGCUGAAGAGCAAAGAAGGAAUGAAGACACAGACCAUCAACAAACCAGGUUGUUGAUUUAAACUGCUUUACAAGGCUGCGAGCAGGGUUACAGAACUGCUUCAAGACGGACCGGACAGUGGAUCGCAGGGUGAAAGCCCGGGGAGUCAUGAAGGACAAAGACUUUAUGCCCAAUGCUGAAAGAGGUAAACCAGCUACUUAUACCGGGGAUAAAAAGGCAAGAAUGGCAGCCAAGACCAACCAAAAAUGGAUGAGACUUGCAACAGUCUUUGCAUAUGUUCUUUCCGUGUCAAUGGCAGCUAUAAUUCUGGCUAUUUACUACAGCCUAAUAUGGAUGCCGGUGAGAUCCAGUGGAGGAAAUAGUAGCAAUGCCAACCUGAGCCAUGAGGUAGUCAUUGUGUCUCCAAAUCAAACCACGUACACCCAGGCGGUGAUCUCGGAGUCUGCCGACACCGUUCACACCACAGAAACCAAGAGUGGAUUCAGGCGUGAAAAGAGAUCACAAGAAAAUCCUAAACGCUCCAGAACAGAGGAAAUACAUCAGACUAUUGGGAAUACACACGAGCCGAGUACACCUGGACAAUCAAACCUUCAAGAAACGGAAGAACAAGAAGACUCCAUUUCAGAGUUGGUUGACAACCCUAAAAAUAAGGAUGGAGAAGAUACCAAAGUGGUAACAUGGUCAGAGAGGCGUUCGGUACAUUUAAAAAAGAUGACAGAAAGAGAACAACACUGGAGAUAGCCAAAGAUUAAAAGCACUUUCAUCUAAGGGAACAUUUGUAUCCAUAUAUGCAUGGGGGUAUGGAUGCCAACAUUAAACCCAACACUGCUAGCAAAGCCCACAAUGGAUUGCCGGCUAAUCUGUCAACACAGGGAUUUAAGUAGCAUCAACCUCUUUGGAACAAUGUGAGCCAAUAACUAGACUAAAUCUGCAAUUUUUUGCCUUGCAUGUUGUUUCCUUAUCUAUUAAAUUACCUUUUCCCCAGCUGGCUUAGAGACACAGGAAAGGCAGACACAGACUGAAACUAGUUAUAGCGGAUGGGAGAAGAAGAAUAUUUAUUUUGUGUCCCCAGUUCUUCUGGUGCAAGUAUCAACAGUUUAUAAAGAUGUCUCCUUAAUGAUUUAUUACUAUUCAGUUUGUUAGUGCGUUCUGUGCCCGUAGACCAUGCUUGGUCAUAGUGAAAAGUGUUGGUUUUAGUCAGGAGCCAAGAGAUUAUUCAGGGAUAUAAGAGCUCUUCAGACAUUAACCAGGCCUCUUCUUUGCUAGCAUGGAUCUCAACCUCAGACACUUGAUAACCAAGAGUGCCAAGACAGGCAGGGCUAAGUUAUCAAACAUGGUCUAAUAUUUUACUAAAGUCCAUAUACAGUAUACCAAGGCUAAAUGAAAGAAGUACAAAUGAACUACACAAGCCAGGUAUAAGUCUGAAAUAUAUUUAAAAAUAAAAUAAAAAGGUCCAUAUUGAACUAAUGGCAGUAACAUCUUUCUGAAGGCUGAAUGCAUUGGUAGCCAAUAUAUUAGAGAAAAUAUCAAGAGUAUAAACUAAAUUUAUGCUGAAAUGUAUCAGCUAUCUUUAUAAUUAAACAAUUCGUAGGUAGCUAAUUUUAGUACGUUUACAUACUUAUAUGCAAACAAAAUCACUGAUAAGUGGGACUGACGUAAAUGGAUUACAUGUGAUUAGCUGAUAAAGUAAAUAAAGUAUUUCAGAUUGCAGGUGAAAAAUAAAUUCUAAUUUCAAUAUUCCCUUUGUUUUUCUGAAUUGAAAUUUUUGUCAGCACAGAUUUUUUUUGUCCUUUAAAAAUUGUUUUUUUUUUUUUAAAAAAAGGGCUUGCACAACCAUGCAUCAUAAUUAUGCCACUGUCAUUAGUUUAAUCAGUGUGAGGCUUAAUGCCAAUUAAUAAAGGACAAAAACAAAUCGUAAGAAAUUUUAUUUUACAGUUAAUUUUUAUUACCUCAAAAAAUCCAGUCGACGCUAAGUGGGCAGGCAAUAGGUUCUAUUUCUGGCAUCGGAAGGGUUAAUUAUGAUCAAUUAAUCAUGAAUGAAAGAAGUUUUAUUUUAUAUAUUAAGAGAUUGAAACAGUCAUUGUGGAUAUCACAGCACUAUUUCAUUUUGAUAGGAUUAUAUUUUUUACAGGGAGUGUUGCUCAGGUAUGUAAACAGGUCAAUUAUACACAAAUGUAUAUAAGGUGUACCGUGUAUAUAGCUUGCAUACAUGUAUACUCAAGCUGUGCUAGUAGAUAUGUUUAUAGAAACUGUUCUGAAGCGUCUGUGCUGUAAAGAUCCAAUGGCCUCAUAUAAAAUCUCCUUGCACCCUAAAACCAGUCAAUGCUAUUGAAAUUUUCACUGGUCUGGCUAGUGUAGCAAAGAUACAAAUAUUUCAUUCCGGCAUUCCUAAUAUCCUGCAGUAGGUGACCACGCGUACGACACUGUACGAGUUAGAUUAAUUUGCAUAGAAUGCCUUGGAUGUGCCACAACAGGCAUAUCAUUUAAAUGGAGAAAACACAAUUUGGAUUUAUUUAAAUAGUAAUAGCGUUUACAGGCUUAUUUAUUAAAGUGAUUUGAAAGUUAAUUAAUAUUAAAGAGCAUGUCCAUCAUAUAAGCUGAGUGACCAAUGCAAGUAAAUUUUUAAAAAUUAUUUGUGUUUAUGCAACAACGGUGGUAAAUGUAAAAAAAAAAAUUGGGUGCAUAAGUAGGAGAAAACAAUAGUCACUUGUCUAAUUGCUUAAAUGAACAGUCUAAUCUAUGCCCAGGUUAACUGUAAUAAGAUCAGGGUAGUUUAAUAGGUUUUGGUAACUUAGAGACAGAGAUAGGACUAAUUAAUAAGAUGUUUGGAGAUAUGUCUUGUAGGAACCUUCUGGAAACGAUACUUUGCAUGAUUCAUUUUGUUUUCUUUGGCAGUGCAGAGAUAAACAAACCAGCUCUCUGUUAUGUGAACAAAUGGCCAUUCACGUAUUUAUCUCGAUGACGCUGUCUCCAAAUUAUACUAUAUCCUAGAUCAGUAGGAUUUAGCUUUUUAGUGUCAGGGACCCAAAUUAUGUCCCAGUAUUUUUAGUGUCAGGGACCCAGUAUUUAAUUGGAAAAUUAGCUCAGUGAUCCAUUCUUUAAGAGUAAUAUGAUUACAUGAAAAUACAUUUCGUAAAACUCCUUAAUUAGACUCUUCCUGGUUUCAAAUUGAUCUACAAUGCACUAGGGAAGGCAGGACUGUUACAGUAAACAACAUAUUGUGAGCAGUUGCCUAGGGGACCUAAAUAAUAAUAUGAUGUAUCUGUUCCAACUAAUUGGAACUCACUAAAAUGUGUUUGUUUUUAAAACAGAACAUACUAGGCAGUAACGUACAAUGUUCAUAUGCACCAGUGAUGGUUAAACUUUGGCUCUGCAGCUCAUCCAGCCAUUGUUGCAGCUAUCCCUGUCAGGGAAACUAAAACAAUAUUUGAGAGACAUGGUUUGCCUGAGCAAUACAGGCCUAACAGCUGCUGUUGCAAAAGUUAGAAUUCAAACAAAAAAUAUACAUUUAUGUCGAAUUUAAAAGUCUUAGUGUUCCAUACUUGCUAAUUUUGAAAGACUUCCUAAAAAUGUCUCUGCAUAAUUUUCUAACACCAUGUUAUAGCCUUUGGUGAUAUCCUAAAGCUGCCCCUUGGUAUCUCUCCAUGUGAUAAUGUUUUAGUUGAUGUAAAUUUAUAUGUUACAAUAUCUGGUGCAUUUCCUAGUGAUCUGAGGCUGAGAUUAAAUGAUAUAUUUGUAUAGUAAUGCAGAAUAUGCUAGCAUUUUAAUUAAUAGUCUAUGCAUGCAAUAGCUCUCUUCGAUCUCUGCUUGGUCUUUUGAGAUGUUCUUUUGAAUUAAAGAGUGAGAAGUUGGGUUAUGACAUGGUAUGACAUAGAGUGCCGUUAGAUUCUGAUGCUAACUAGCAUGGGAUCAGUGAAAGAUAUGCCACUUGUGUUCGUUUGUAAGACAUCAUUUUGGUUGUGUUGUGAAGAAGGUCAGGUUUCAGGGUAGCCAAUUUGAGGCACUCCGUAUGACAUUAUACUCGAACUUUAUCAUGCUCAGUUGCUCUCUAACUUGAGUUGUAUAAGCAUUAGUACAUAUAGUUUACAUUCUGUUUCAAAGCAUUCUAAUGGAAUUUUUUUUUACCAACGGGUAUAUCCGAACAUUGGAGUUUAUUCAAUAACCAUGAAAUUGUGGAGACGUGAUCAUUUUUAUAUUUGGGUAAUAUUACACUCCAGGAGUUAUGCAAAAGUUAAAAAAUAAAAUGAAAAGAAAUACAGUUUGAAAAAAAUUAGUAAAUAUCAGAGACUUUUGCACGGUGAAAACAAAAAUGUUGUUCAGGUCUGAUAUUCUUUCAUAUAACAAUUCGGUUCAAACAAAUUUCGGCCUUGCAAUAAUGUCAGGAAAACAAAUUUAGAUGAACCAACAUGAAGGAUAACAAAUGAGCCAUUGUAGUGCAAAAUAUAUACAUAAUAUAAAUAUUAUGUGCAUAGUUUGCAAAAUACUGAAAGGGGCAUUUUCCCACCAUUAACAGAUCAGGUGAGAAGAAGUAGCCAAAAGAAAAAAAACAAACAAAUAAAAAUGAGCAGUAACAAAAAAUUAUAAAAAAAAUAUAAAAUACAAAACAAUAUAUAUAUAUAUAUAUAUAUAUAUUUUUUUUUUUACACUGCUCCUCCUUUCUUUCCCUCUAUCAGUUAAUGCUCAAUUGAUUUUUUUGAUGCCAAAGACAAAACCGAAUGCACAAAUCUAGCAAAUAUAUAAAAUAUGUUUUUGGUAUAGAGUUUCACUACGCUCACAGCCAGAUCGUUUUUCACUAUAGAAGACUUAGGAGGCCAGGGCACCUUGUAAUAAUAAACCGAAAAAAGAUAAUUAAAUCUAUUUAAAUAUGCAGGUGUGGGCAACAGGUAAACUGUACCUGUUUAAAACAUACAGCACACAUAACACUUUGCCAGUCUGUAGGCAAACUCUUAUACCCACUACCCAUGUGUAAAUACUCGAGGUAAAGAACAUAACAAUAGAUUCUGGAUUUCAGAAUGAAAAGAUCACGGAGAUCUUUAGGUUACUAUCAAAAGCAUUUUCUAGAACCAACCUGGGUUUGCUAAAAUCAAGUGUAACUCCAGUAUUUGGGUAGCACAGUAUGAUGAGAGAAUUGGAUGAUUCAACUUCCUAUAGUCAAAUAACAACCAAUGUGACUGCAGAAGCCUCUUGUGACACAGAUAUUGCUGCUUGCAUCAUCACACAUUCACUCCUGCCACUGACAACACAAGGCGUUUUUUUGAGAAACAGCCAUGCCACCAAUUUGCGUAAGGAUGUUAGAUAAUCCCCUUAGUACACCUGACCAAUAUGUAAUCUUUUCAAAAGCAGUCUUGCAACAUAUGGAAUAAAUUAAAACUAACCAGUCGCAUGUUUGAUUACAGGUACAAAAAAUAAUACAUUAUUUAUGAGAUAAGGUUCUGCCAAACCAAAGCUUUAUGUAAUACAUUUCCUUUGGUAAAACCUAAUGUGUAGUGAUCAUAAAAAAGUUUAUCCAAACACCAAAUUAAGUCAUUGAGUGUUGUAAUAAUUUUUCAGUCUUCAUGAAUUCACAAAAUCAUAUUCCAAUGUGAAUUCAGUCGCCAGAUUGGCAAACAGAUUUUGUAAGAUGCCACUUUAAGUUCACACCAUGGGAUUUAAUCAUCAAACAAUGAGUUUGACAGCCAACUAGCACAUUUUGGAACAUUAAAUAUCAAAAAUAAAUUUUUUAUUUUUUUUUAAAUCUACAAACUAUUGACGUUCAUUGGUUUUACUUUAAAUUUGGUAAUUAAAAAGGAAUGGACUAGAAGCAGCAGAUUUCACAGCUAUUUUUUUAACCCCCGGAUCAGAAAAUGGCUUAGAAUUCACAAUUAUUCUCUACUAUUCCAAAUUUAAUAAACAACCUAGUGAGAUUUGUUUUCCCAAGUAAAUUAUUUUCACCUUAAUAUAGCUGUCACUUAUCACAAUUCAAGGUUAGUGUAUACAAAUUCAGGAGAUGUAAAGCUUGUUGAAAUGUCAUUAUUUAUAUCUGUAUAAACCUCAUAUUUCAUGCAAAAUGCAAUUUCUAUGAAGUUUAUAAAUUUAUCCCUUUGAGUAAACAGAAGUGUUCUAAGAGCAAUACGUUUGAUCUGCCUCUAGCACACAAAGUGUUAAAUCCCAUUCUGCUUUUAAAAUAUUUCUAUUAGAAGGUAGCAUUGAAAAUUGUUUCAGGGGUAGCUUGGCAGUAAAACGUUGCAUCUGUAACUGUCAUGCACGGAGUCGCAUUACACAGGCAUGCUUGAUGCAUUUUUUUAAACCAUUGUGUGUCCAAGAUGGCCUGCAACCGGACCGCACAGCAACACCGCAGGCUGCCGUUAACCUUGAAAUAAAGCAUCCUUUUCUAAGCAUUUAGAUAAGUUAUGUUUCUAGGCCUUGAAGAAAAAUGCACUCUUUUAAUAUACUGUUAAAUAAUUGUGUACAUAUCUAAAUUUGUACUUUGCAGAGACUUCACACAUUUUUAUCCUCCUUUUUGUGCUUUAGAAACCGCUGUAUAUCUUGUGAUUUGUUUUUUUAAGGUUAACAAAUACAGCUAAUUCUAUAAUAAAAGAAAAGUGUACUUGUGAUUUCUUUCUAUUUAAUUACAUGUUUAUAAAUGUAUGAUUUAUUUAUGGUUUCAGUAGACAGCUUGCAUAGAAGAAAUAAUCUAGGCAGAGAGCCAUAUCCCAUAAAGAUUUUCAAUUAUGUUAACUGGACUGUGGACUCAAG
Molecule: messenger RNA, 6987 nt
Organism: Pelobates cultripes (western spadefoot toad)
Lineage: Eukaryota; Metazoa; Chordata; Amphibia; Anura; Pelobatidae
Source: the annotation of a GenBank genome assembly